Molecule: messenger RNA, 4687 nt
Organism: Diorhabda sublineata
Lineage: Eukaryota; Metazoa; Arthropoda; Insecta; Coleoptera; Chrysomelidae
Product: phosphoribosylformylglycinamidine synthase
Exons: 13
Coding region: 235-4203 (1322 amino acids)
Biological process (GO): 'de novo' IMP biosynthetic process
Molecular function (GO): phosphoribosylformylglycinamidine synthase activity
Source: RefSeq, a predicted model, not a curated record
UAAAAAAUUCAACACAUGGUAAAAUGUCAUUCCAACGAGUUUAUAUCUUAGAUAACCUUUACGUAUGGGUAUAUUAAAUGAGGCUAUCAAAUGUUAUGUUAUAAACAUGAACUUUACUAUCUAUUGUAUUAAUAAAGUUGUGCUAACAUUUUGUAACUCGAAGAUAUAGUAGUGAUCUAACAAAGUAGUUUGAAAAGACGAAUUGUGCAGUGUAUCUCUGUGUUGUUAAAAAAAAUGAAAGAACAAAGUGGCAUUUUAAGGUUAUAUAGAAAACCUGGAUGUACAACAACCAAAACAAUUGAAAUUCUUCGGAAGUUGCAACAAACAUGUGGUAAAUUGAAAGAUAUUGAAACGGAAGUAUGUUUCCAUAUUGAAACUACUUCUGCUCUAGAAGAAAAGGAAAUAAAUAUUUUGAAAUGGAUACUUCGAGAUCCUCUUGCUCCUAAAAACUUGACUGAAAAAGAAAACUUGAAAACAACAAAUAACAGUAUCUUAAUUGAAGUAGGACCAAGAUUUAAUUUUUCUACCUCAAGUUCUACAAAUGCAGUGUCAAUUUGUCAAAAUCUGGGAUUGAUGAAAGUUACACGUUUAGAAAUUUCACGUCGCUAUUUAUUAAUUUUUAAUGAUCUCAAAGUUUCUUCGGAAGUAGAAAAUAGUCUAGCAUCUCAAUUAUAUGAUCGUAUGACAGAAUGUAGGUAUACCCCAGAAAAUAUCCCAAAAUUAAGUUUUAAUGAGAAACUUAUCAAAAAAGAAGAUAUAAAAGAAGUAGAUAUACUAAAAAAAGGUGCAGACGCAUUAAAAGCAAUUGAUAGUGAACUAGGCCUAGCAUUUGAUGAAGCAGAUAUCUUAUAUUACACAAAUUUAUUCAGAAAUGUUCUAAAAAGGAAUCCCACUAAUGUAGAAUGUUUUGAUUUGGCUCAAUCCAAUAGUGAGCAUAGUCGUCAUUGGUUUUUCAAAGGAAAGAUGGUAAUUGAUGGAGUAGAACAGAAACAAUCACUUAUAGAUAUGAUUAUUGAAACUCAAAAACACACAAAUCAAAAUAAUGUUAUAAAAUUCAGUGAUAACAGCAGUGCUAUCAAAGGAUUUCAUCAUAGAAGCUUGAGACCAGUAACAGCAGGAUCAGUUAGUGAGUUGAAACAGAUACCAACCGAAUCCCAUCUUAUAUUUACAGCUGAAACUCAUAAUUUCCCAACUGGUGUCGCUCCUUUCAGUGGAGCUACAACUGGAACUGGAGGAAGAAUACGAGACGUGCAAUCUGUUGGUCGAGGAGGAUAUUGCAUUGCCGGUACUGCCGGUUAUUCAGUGGGCAAUCUUCAAAUGCUCGAUUAUGAUUUACCAUGGGAAGAUAAAAAUUUUUCAUAUCCAUCAAAUUUCGCUCCUCCAUUACAAAUUUUAAUAGAAGCCAGUGAUGGAGCUUCAGACUAUGGUAACAAGUUUGGAGAACCUCUAAUUUCUGGUUUUGUCAGAUCUUUUGGACUUAUAGAUGGAUCGGGAGAACGUAAAGAGUGGAUAAAACCCAUUAUGUUUAGUGGAGGUAUUGGUAGUAUGGAAGCAGACAUGACUGAAAAAUUAGAACCUAAAAUUGGUCAUCAAAUUAUAAAAAUUGGAGGACCUGUUUAUAGAAUUGGAGUUGGUGGAGGAUCUGCGAGUUCUGUUGAAGUACAAGGAGAUAAUAAGGAAGAAUUAGAUUUUAAUGCUGUACAAAGAGGUGAUGCUGAAAUGGAAAACAAACUGAAUAGAGUGGUACGUGCCUGCUUGGAAUUAGGCUCCAAAAAUCCUAUUAUUAGUAUUCAUGAUCAAGGAGCUGGAGGUAACGGAAAUGUCCUGAAAGAACUCGUUGAACCCGUUGGAGGAAUCAUUUAUGCCAAUAGAUUUGAGCUCGGUGAUCCUACAAUCAAUGUUCUAGAAUUAUGGGGAGCUGAAUAUCAAGAAAACAAUGCUCUGUUGUGCAAAAAGGAAGAUCUGAAACUUUUGAAAAGUAUUUGCGAUAGGGAAAGGUGUCCAAUUAAUAUUGUCGGAGAAGUUACUGGUACUGGUAGGGUUGUGCUUGCUUUAGACGAGACACAAAAAGUUACUCCAUUCAAUUUGGAAUUAGAACAUGUGUUAGGUAAAAUGCCACAGAAAGUGUUCAACUUACAAAGAAAACCAGUCAUAAGCAAACCAGUUGAAUUGCCAAAAGCAUUAUCAAUCUACCAGUCACUUCAAAGAGUGUUAAGGUUACCAUCUGUAGGGAGUAAAAGAUAUUUAACUAAUAAAGUGGAUCGUUGUGUUACGGGUUUGAUAGCUCAACAACAAUGUGUAGGUCCUUUGCACACACCAUUGGCAGAUGUUGCCGUUACUGCAAUCUCUCAUUUUGGAUACGAAGGUAUAGCUUCCUCUAUUGGUGAGCAACCCAUCAAAGGUUUAGUGAACACUGCGGCUGGAGCUAGAAUGACGGUAGUCGAAGCAUUGAGCAACUUGGUCUUUGCCGGUAUUUCUAAUUUACGUGAUGUAAAAUGCAGCGGUAAUUGGAUGUGGGCAGCUAAAUUACCAGGAGAAGGAGCUGCUUUAUUUGAUGCUUGUAAAGCUAUGUGCGAUUUAAUGAGUGAAUUGGGUAUUGCAAUUGAUGGAGGUAAAGAUUCCUUGAGUAUGGCUGCUAGAGUCGGAAAAGAAACGGUCAAAGCACCAGGAACUCUCGUUGUUUCUACCUAUGCACCUUGUCCUGAUGUUAGGAAAGUUGUUACUCCAGAUUUCAAAGCGCCUUCUAUGGGGAAAACAGGAAACAUUCUUUUUGUAGAUCUGUCUGGAGGAGAUAGUAGACUUGGAGGAAGUGCUCUUGCUCAAGUAUUCGGUCAACUUGGACAAGAAGCACCAGAUCUUCAUAGUGCUAAAGAUUUAAUAAACGCUUUUAAUGCCACGCAACAAUUGAUUAAGGACGGUUCAAUUUUGGCUGGACAUGAUGUCAGUGAUGGCGGUGUGAUUGUUUGUUUGUUAGAAAUGUGUUUUGCUGGAAUGUGCGGUAUGGAAGUGGAUGUUCAACAUAGACAAGGAAAACCACUUAAUAUUUUGUUUGCUGAAGAAGUGGGUUGGGUUUUAGAGGUAUUGGACGGGGACGUUUCACAUUGUUUCGAUGUUUUCAGAAGUAACAAUGUACCAGUUUACCAAAUAGGUAAAACCGUUGGAUAUGGUAUUAAAUCUAAAUUUGGAAUUAUAUGCAAUAAUGCUUGUCUAGAAAGCACAAUACUUCCUAUAAUGCAAUUAUGGGAACAAACUAGUUAUAGAAUCGAAUUACUUCAAACUAUAAAAUCUUGUGCCGAUGCAGAGUUUCACUCACUUUCUAACCGUACCGGUCCCAAAUAUGUACUUACCUUCGAUCCAGAUGAAGAUAAAAUCGUGAAAGAUGAAAUUAUUUCUGUUGCUGUGAUAAGAGAAGAAGGUACCAAUGGAGACAGGGAAAUGGCAGCCGCACUGAUUCGUGCCGGAUUUAAAGUGUGGGAUUUAACCAUGCAAGAUUUAUUGGAGGGUGUAGCAAAUUUAGAUCAGUUUAGAGGUGUUAUUUUCCCUGGUGGAUUCAGUUAUGCUGACGUUUUGGGUUCGGCGAAAGGUUGGGCAGCCAGCAUUCUUUUCAACGAAAAAGUACGAGAGCAGUUCAAUAAAUUUUACACUAGAAGAGAUACUUUUAGUUUGGGAGUUUGUAAUGGUUGUCAACUGAUGGCGUUGAUAGGUUGGGUAGGUACUCCCGUUACCGAAGGAUCCAAACCAGAUAUAAUGUUGAGACACAAUCAAUCCGAAAGGUUCGAGUGUAGGUGGAGUACUGUGAGAAUUGAAAAAUCAAAUUCUAUUAUGUUGAACAAUAUGGAAGGAUCGUCGUUUGGAGUUUGGGUUGCGCAUGGUGAGGGUAGAUUCACAUUCAAAUCGGACAGUAUUUACGAUACUUUGAAAAAAUCAAACCUAGUUCCUCUAAGGUACGUCGACGAUAAAGGCGAACCAACAGAAAUCUACCCUAUGAAUCCGAACGGUAGUAUAGAAGGUGUAGCCGGAGUGUGCUCUGAAGAUGGAAGACAUUUAGCAAUGAUGCCUCAUCCCGAAAGAUGUGUCCAACCAUUCCAAUGGGCUUAUAUGCCUACAAGUUGGGUUCACUUCGAGAGAAGUCCAUGGGAGAAAAUGUUUACAAAUGCUUAUGAAUGGUGUAGACAAAACAAAUAUCACAAUGUUUAUUAUUAAAGAUAGUCUGUUUGGUACUGAUAGAAUAUAUCGAUGGAGUUACGACAAAAGGGCGUAAGCGUCAUUCAAAUAACAUGUUUUAGAUAUAUAUACCAUUUUUUUCUAUAUUAGUGAUUUUGAUCAAUCUCGUGCUAAUAAUUUAUAGUAAACAUUUUAACAUUUUUGUUACUUAGGUAUUUCAAAAAUAUCUUAGUUCUAAAAAAAUUGUACAUCCUACUUUUUCUCCACUUGCGCCCUUUCUGUUUUGUAACAAUAGGAGGUAAGUGGCAGUUGAAAUCUAAAACUACUCAGUAUCAUAUCUAUCGCUCAUGCCACUUGCUUACAACUUAUUUAAAAAAUAGGUUAAAGACCUCAUAUGAAAAAUUAAAAUGAUAAAGAAAUCAAGUUAUAAUAUUGUAAUGUUUUUGUUAUUUAUUUAUAUGAUUUAUAUUUAUGGGGUUAAUUAAUAAACACUGUUUCUUACGUUCUUAAUUUAUUUAAAUAC